Caenorhabditis auriculariae is the source of this 1335-nucleotide messenger RNA. The record is from the annotation of a GenBank genome assembly. Lineage: Eukaryota; Metazoa; Nematoda; Chromadorea; Rhabditida; Rhabditidae.
AUGGAAAUCAGUUUGAUUCUCACUCUUCACGAUCAAGGCGGAGUAUCCCAUUGUCAGAAGCCAGUAACAUUCCCUGACGAGGUUUUUUUUAACAAUUCUAUUCUAACUAGUUUGAAUGUUUUGUUUUAGACGACAAUUAAAGAGCUCAGCAAGGCGAUUAACUCCUUUUGGAGUAUCCAUGAAAAUUAUCAAGAACUCUAUCACAAAGGCAAACAGAUUAUUUCGCUUAAAUCUACGCUUCGACAACUUCAUUUCAAAGAUGACGAUGUGAUUGUGGUCGUAAGUGUUUUUAUUAUUAUUUUUGUUUAUUUUUAACCACUCAACCAAAAUUGUAUUAAAAUACACUUCAACGUGAAUAAUUUCAGAAGCACGCUGCACUCAAAUGUUGGGUUAAUUUUCUCUCCCAUUGCGAUGUUGUCAACGAUACAAAGGCAGACAGAAAUGACCGAAAAGCAUCUGCUUACUUGGCUAUUGAUUUGUCGGCUCAAUUGGAAAGUUCAAAAUUUUUGUUGGCUUAUGCGGAUUUUGGCACGACAUGGGUGCAAAAGCGUGGCCAAGCGUUGAGGUUUGUUAAUAUAUAUUUAAAUUUCAGAAACUUUUUUUAAAAAUAAAACUAAAUAUUAAAAAGGAAUGCAAGGAACCUCAUUUUCUAUUUUUUUAUUAACAGGCUAAAAACAAACUUAAAUUUAGCUAUUUUUAUUAUUACAAGUUUGUCAAAUUUUAAUUUAAUUUUUUUAGUUUAUUUAAUUUACGCGUUUUUUUAUUAAAAAAACUAGUAGAUUGUAGAAAAGAAUUUUAAGACGUUUUUAAAUUUCAGAUUGAUCGAUCGACUUCUGCCCGCCUUUAAAGAGAGUGCGAAAGCAUUUUUUGCCAGUCUAGAUCCUGAAUCGACUGUCGAAUUUGAACCUAAGACUGUUGGAAUCAUGUCGGGAACAAUAGCAAAAGUUAUGAAUGGAGAUACACUGACACGCUACUAUUUGAAAACAUAUCAUCGAUCUAAGAAAGCUAAAGUCAUAAGCACGUCAGAUCGAUUCCCACCAGAUCUGAUCGAAACCUUUGUUUAUCGGUUUUUGAACUACAUUGAUACUGGACCAAUUGUAUAUUUCCCGUAUUACUCGAAAUCAAUCAACAUUCAUUUUAUCAUGACUAAACAAGUAGAUGGUUUUCAAGAAUUGGAACAGGUCAACGACGCAGAAUUGCAGAUCAAAAUCGUUGUGGAGGUAAUUUUUAUUUAAAAUUCAAAAGUAUAUAUCCUAAUAAAACGCAUUUUAGGCCUACAUACUCCGGCUGAUUCUUGGAAUUACUGAUCUGAACAGUGGAAAUUUUUGGUGUUGA